AGAAGAUGACCCCCCGGAGCUCCGACCGUCUGAGGACCAGGGCGAAUCGCCAGUUCCGGCUCCCCAGUAGAGACGAGGUCCUCAGCCGCAUCGUUCCUAAAGACAGCAAAGAGACACCGAGCAAGUCUCUGGCAGAGCUCAGACCAAGAAAGCUGGUCAACAACUUCCUUAAAGUGAACAACAGGUACAACUAUGACCCAGACUUCACAGACUCAGACACUUCCCUGGGCGGGUUCUUAGAUGAUGAGGAAGAGAAAGAGGAAGAAGGAAACUCAACAAGUGACGGAGAAGAUAAUGAAGAUGGUUCAAGAAGUCAGACAAGUCAGUCGUCAUCUUCUGAGGAGGAAGAAUGUCUUAAACGCUCGAAGAGGCCAAGGGGAAGGCAGAAGUUACGUGAGAUCAGAAAGGAGAAAUUACUUGACAGAGAAACAGACAGUGACGAUGAGGAUGAAAUGUGCACAACAACAAAGAAGAGAAGAAGGCGACAGUCAUCUGUCCUGGAUGACAGCAGCUCAAACGAGGACCAACCAGAAGAGGGGAGGAAACAAUCACGUAGAGCAGAGUCACUGAAGAGAAAGAAAAGAAAGCAAAACUUCUUUGAAGAGUACAGGGCAAAGAGAGCUCUCCGAAAAGCAAAAGUUUAGUAUUGAGAUGAAAUGUCCAUAUAUAUUCAAGUCUAUUUUGAUUAUCAUAAGGAAGUACAUUUUGUGCAUUAUUGAAAUGGAGCAAUAAUUUAUUUCAUUA
Messenger RNA from Branchiostoma belcheri (Belcher's lancelet), 744 nucleotides. RefSeq names its product protein SREK1IP1-like. The transcript has 2 exons. The record is from RefSeq and is a predicted model, not a curated record. Lineage: Eukaryota; Metazoa; Chordata; Leptocardii; Amphioxiformes; Branchiostomatidae. The coding region runs from base 6 to 644 and encodes 212 amino acids.